AUGGUGGACACAACGUGUACCCACAGCUUAGGUACAGACCACCUUGAUAUUUCAGCCAGGCUGACUCUCAUCUUCGCAGAUUUUUGGCAAAAGCUGGAACAGAGGAUGCACCAGCUUGACCCACUACAAGCGAGUACCUACUCACCCAGAGUGCCAUGCCUCCCUCCACAUCGGGAGCCCUCAGCCCAUGCGGUGGAGAAGGCCCCAAAAUGGCAUCAACGCAAGAUCCAUCCUGUGCCUUGGCGUCGAUCGACACAAGAGAUGGAGUCCUUGCAGACCGUACCGGAAUCUUACCGAAUGUCGGUGGUGUUUCCAUUUGGGCUCGGGGUCCCAAAGAGUAUAUUGCAGGACUGUGUUCAACCCAUACAGGGUGUCAGGUGA
Pelobates cultripes (western spadefoot toad) is the source of this 381-nucleotide messenger RNA. Lineage: Eukaryota; Metazoa; Chordata; Amphibia; Anura; Pelobatidae. The record is from the annotation of a GenBank genome assembly.